Molecule: messenger RNA, 5366 nt
Organism: Dama dama (fallow deer)
Lineage: Eukaryota; Metazoa; Chordata; Mammalia; Artiodactyla; Cervidae
Gene: MESD
Product: mesoderm development LRP chaperone
Exons: 3
Coding region: 65-763 (232 amino acids)
Biological process (GO): protein folding
Molecular function (GO): low-density lipoprotein particle receptor binding
Source: RefSeq, a predicted model, not a curated record
CUGGGGUGGGGCCAGGGCUCGCGCAAGUCUGGUCCACGCGGCGGCGCGACUCUGCGCGGCAAAGAUGGCGGCCUCCGGCUGGGCGCGCGCCGCCGUGGUUUUUCUCUGUGCCUGUGAUCUGAUACUGCUCCUGCUGCUACCGCCGAGGGCCUUCGCCACCGAGGGCCCGGCCGAGACACCCGGCGAGGCCACCCCACCUCCCCGGAAGAAGAAGAAGGAUAUUCGCGACUACAACGACGCCGACAUGGCUCGUCUUCUGGAACAGUGGGAGAAAGAUGACGACAUAGAAGAAGGAGACCUCCCAGAGCACAAAAGACCCUCUGCACCGAUAGACUUCUCGCAGAUAGACCCGGGCAAGCCCGAGAGCAUACUGAAGAUGACGAAGAAGGGCAAGACGCUCAUGAUGUUUGUCACCGUGUCAGGAAACCCCACCGAGAAGGAGACGGAGGAGAUCACCAGCCUGUGGCAGGGCAGCCUUUUCAACGCCAACUAUGACGUCCAGAGGUUCAUCGUGGGGUCAGACCGUGCCAUCUUCAUGCUGCGUGAUGGGGGCUAUGCAUGGGAGAUCAAGGACUUCCUGGUCAGUCAGGACAGGUGUGCCGACGUGACCCUGGAGGGCCAGGUGUACCCUGGCAAAGGGGGAGGGAGCAAAGAGAAGAAUCAAACCAAGCAAGAGAAGGGCAAGAAAAAGAAGGAGAGAGACCCGAAACCUCGGGCUUCGAAGGAAGACAAUCGGGCUGGGAGUAAGAGGGAAGAACUGUGAUGGGGCAGCCUCGCUGUGCAGAGGAGGAGGGCAUGGGCAACCACACACUCACAGGCUUCUCGUCUCUGCUGAGAAAGGUCUGCCAUGUGGCCAGUUUCUGGUCAGCAAAAGAAUUACUGUUUAAAAGGCUUCAAGUAAGAGGACAGAGGUUUUGUAAUUAACAUGGAACACUGACAGAUUCACAUUUACCAUAAAAUCACUUUCAGUGGAAACCUGCAGGUGUGGCUUUUUCCCACUGAAAUGUGGAGGCGUCUUUGGCUGGACCAUGGCACCACACCCCUGGCCCUACCUGCUUUGACCUGCAGCCUUCUGUAUUGUUUCUCUUAAACAAAAGGAUACCAGGUUCUCAUCAGACGAACUUAAGACCCUCAAUGCGUUGAAUCAGUCUCUUGCAGACACCACGUCCAUUACUGUGAAAUUAAAAACAGGCCACAGGAGCACAACUUAGUGCUCCAACAUCUACAUACGCAGUCAGGACGCCAGGACACGUGAAUCCCAAGUCUCUGCAGAAGACAGCAGAAAAUCACACAGCUUGAAAAUCCCGAGUAAUUACUUGAAAUUUAUUGGAUUUAAACCCCUCACAUCAGUUACGGAGAACUCUUGAUAUCGGUCAGAUUUUGUGUGGUCUGUGAAUCCAGGGGUCCUAUCCAAACAGGACCUUACUUAGGAAAGUCGUGCUAGUGUCACGAGUCAUGUGCUCCAUCUAACAUGAUGAUUUUCCAGGGUGUGACUCAGGCAUUGGCCAAGCUUCUAAACCUGUUCCUUUGAUAAAGUGCCUAAACUUGUGGUGAUUUUGUAUGGUACUAAUGUGAUGUGCUACCUGUUACUGUCUGACAUUGCUGUUCCUGUGUCACAGCCUGCUCUGAGUGAGAGUUAUAGAAUUUAUACCCAGCUGUCAUUUCUAAGAACUAAAAUUAUUUGUUAAAAAAAGAAAAGCUUCCAUCAUGAUUUUAGCAAAUUCAGAAAGGUUUAGAAAACAUCAUCAUUAAUGGUACAGAGUAAAAUGUCUCCCCUUGCCCCCCACUGCCGCUGCCUUGUGGAAGCUACUGUUAAUCUGUUUUUAUAAAAAAAAAAAACAAACACACUUACCAGUUUAUAGUGAUCUGUGGGAUAAUACGUGUUUGUUUUGGCCUCAUGGCACCUAGUUCCCGUUAUUUUGGUAACUUAUUUUCUGAUUUCCGUGUAAUGAUCCAUGCACUCUCCAUUUUCUGUUCUUUGGUGGGGUGGGGGGUGGAUGUUUGCCCUGUGGGCCCCCAACUCCAGGGUGGAAUUAAUCCUAGGGUGAGUUUGCAUGAGCCACCUCAGGAAUCCCUGGUAACUCAGACGUUAAAAGAAUGUGCCUGCGAUGCAGGAGACCUGGGUUCAGUCCUUGGGUCAGGAAGAUCCCCUGGAGAAGGCAGUGGCAACCUAUUCCAGUAUUCUUGCCUGGAGAAUCCCAUGGACAGGGGAGUCUGGCGGGCCACAGUCUGUGGAGUCUCAAAGGGUGGGGACACGAUUGAGUGACUUAACACACACCCCCCCCAGGAAGAGGUGUUUUCUGUUUCUUGCACAACUUGCACCCAGGAGAGUGAGGCUGGAGCUGCUAUUGCCACCUUGCCCCCUCCAGGGGAGAACUGUCAGGCUGGAGGAUGAAGCAAGCAAUGGGGAGAAGCAGGGGAAGAGCGGAGUCCUGGUGGGGUCAGCUGAACGCCUGCGUUGAGCCCUGCCAGAAGCCAGCACCGUCCAGAGGUGUUUUCAGUUUUCACUUGGGCCGUUUGUUAGGUUUCUGCCAUCUGUGCCCGUGGUGGCCUGGGCCACUGUCCUGAUCCAGUGUGUGUCUUUUUUAAACAGAAGGACGUUCCCUUCACCAAACCCAACUCGUGUUCCCCUUGAACUGUCACAGCGUGCCUGCCCGUCUCUUUGCUUCCCGUGGGACGUGCAGCCACAUCAGCCUGUACUAAACAAGCGUCUGUUACGUGCUGGGCUCCACUGAGGGCCAGGGACUGUGUACCCGCAGCCCCUGCUUUUGUGAAGCAGUGAUUCAGUGGGAAAGACAAAUGGUAAUCCUGUACAAGGUGACAUGGCAACUGUUAGAAACAGGAAAAAACAACAGUGCCAAGACGUGGAGGGAUCUUGGGAUAGUCAGAGAGGACCUCUCAGGCAGGAGGAGGGAGUAACCAGGCAGAGGAAACAGUCCAUGCAAAGGCCCUGUGGUUAGAAGUGACGGGAAGGACAGCAGGAAGGCUGAUGGAGAGUUUGGGGGCACAGCACAGCCCCAGGCUGGACGGGUGAGUGACGAAAGUUUGUGGGGGCUUUGAGCUUAGGCAAGUUUGUGGGAUCUCUCAGGAACAAUACACCUUUAUGAAUAAGAAUUAUGACAGCAAAGAUUUAUUUAGAAGAUUCCUUUGUAGGAGGGGUCCAUUCACUUAGAGAAUCUGCCUCUGGGGACUUCCCCAGGGGUCCAGUGGCUAAGAUACAUGCGCUCCCAAUGCAUGGGGUCUGGGUUCCAUCCCUGAUCAGGGAAUCAGAUCUCACAUGCCUCAACUAAGACGUGGAGCAACUAAAUAAGUACUUUUGAAAAAAAAAAAUCUACCUCUGCAAGGUGGUUGGUAAGGUAUGGAGCUACUUUACCAGGCAAUAAAGCUUGUCACCCUGGCUAGCCUGCCCCCCACCCCCUCCUGGGGAAGCCCCAGACCUUGCAUACCCCAGUGAUGAGGGUGAAGGCUGGAGUGUCUAUGGGGGGUGUGCAGGGUCUGCUGGAGAUCGGAGAGGCCUGAAGGAUUUUAGCUGUGGUGGGAUAGAUUCAAGGGGUCAUCCGAUUUGCACUGGUGGACUGAUUGGAAGCCAACAGGAGCAGGGGUGAGCGGCAGGUUGGGGGGCUAUUUCAGUGGUUUAGGCCUAGCUCAAAGGUGGUGCAGCGAGCUGAGUGGUGGCGAGGUGUGACCCACAAUUCACAUGCACAGCCCCUGCUAAUGGGCGCUGAGUUUUCAGGGUCUUGCUAGUUUGUACAAAAAUGCUGCCCUGGACAUUUUAAUAAAUGUUACCACAUACUUUGGUAAACUUGUGCUUAUAUCUGAGGGGCAGAUUCCUAGCAGUGGAAUUGCUGGAACAACCGAAUUUUCACCUUCUGGUAUGUUAUUGUGAAGUGGCCCUCUGAAGUGGUUGUAUUAACUUACCUUUGCUAGCAGUAGACCUCAAAACCCAGCCAGCACUGACCAUUAUACUUGCCAUUAAGAUGUGAAAACCAGGGUUUCCCUGGUGGCUCAGUGGUUAAAAAAGAAAAUCCGCUUGCCAGUGCAGUGGAUGUGGGUUGGAUCCCUGGUCCAGGAAGAUCCCACAUGUCUCAGGCAGUAAGCCCUAAGCCCAGGUACCAAAACUGUUGAGCCCAUGUGGUGCAACUUUUGAAGCCCAUGCGCCUACAGCCUGUGCUCCCCAACAGGAGAAGCCACUGCAAUGAGAGGCCCGUGCACUGCAACUCGAGAGGAGCCCGCAUUUGUGGCAACUAGAAGAAAGCCCGGGAAGCAACAAGGAUCCAGCUCAUACAACCAAAAGUAUAAACAAGUUUUUUUGUUUUUUUUUAAGAAACUGAAAACCACAUCUUCAUUGGCUCCCUUGAAGCCACCAGACUGGAGAGGCCAUGUGCAAAGGCCACACAGAGAUAAAGAUGCCCAGAGAGCCCCACCUGGUCCAGCCCCAUCUGGGGCCUUCACAGCCCAGGUGCACACAAGUAAGCAAGUGAGUCUUCAGAUAGCCCCAGCCCUCAGGACGUCACAGGGAUGCAGGAAGCAGAGGAGCUACACAGAAAAGCCAUGCAGAUUCAUGAACAAGAGAAAUGCCAUAUUUAAGGUGGAGAGUGGGAUUAUAUAUAAUACAUAUACACGUGCACAUGUAUAAAUUCAUUUUUACUUCUGCAUGUUUGUUUUCACCCUGAAUAUUCAUUGGAAGGACUGAUGCUGAAGCUGAAGUUCCAGUACUUUGGCCACCUGAUGUGAAGAGCCAACUCACUGGAAAGACCCUGAUGCUGGGAAAGAUUGAGGGCAGGAGGAGAAGAGGGUGAGAGGCUGAGAUAGUUGGAUGGCAUCACCGACUCAAUGGACAUGAGUCUGAGCAAACUCCUGGAGAUAAUGAAGGACAGGGAAGCCUGGUGUGCUGCAGUCCACGGGGUCACAAAGAGUCGGAUAUGACUGCGCGACAGAACAACAACAUGUUUAUUGUCAUGUCUCUUGCUUUAAUACAGUCACAUGGCAUCUUUGACUAUCAACUAUGAAACUUGGAAACUUAAUAGUCCUCCUUCUGCCUCCCUGGUUUCUGAUGAUCAGACUGUAGUUUUUAGUACUUCUGGUGGUUUCCUUUACAUUGUUAAACCUCUACCCUGGUGGCUAAGAUGGUAAAGAAUCUGCCUGCAGUGCAGGAGACCUGGGUUUGAUCCCCCGGUCAGGAAGAUCCCCUGAAGAAGAAAAUGGCAACCCACUGCAAUAUUCCUGCCUGGAGAAUCCUGUGGAGAGAGGAACCUGGCAGGCUACAGUCCAUAGGGUUGCAAAGAGUUGGACACGAUUGAGCGACUAACACUUUGUACUUUCAGUAUGUGUUAACUCCUCAUCAAGGUGGGAAAUUCUCAAACUUC